AGAAAAGUAUAUUCUGUCAUCAGCAAUCCAUCAGAGUAACAAGUACUUUUCACUCCUCUCGAUCAGCAGCACUUGUAAAACCAAACCACAAAGAUGUACGGAAUACAAUUGAAAAGCUUUCUGCACCUUGCUCUGCUUUGCGCCGCCAUCAGCUUGAGCUGGUGCGGAUCCGACUACACUCCGGCCAGUUACACAGUCAGCGGAGAUACUUCCCCACCAGGCGACGGUUACGCACUGAAACAAAUAGUCAACUACGAGUACGCCAUCGACGACUAUUACGGUAACAAACAAUCCAAGAAGGAAACCAUCAAUGGAGUUGAAUACACGGCAGUUGGAGAGUACAAAACUCUCCUUCCGGAUGGCAAGACGCAAGUGGUGACUUACGAAUCGGGACCCGAGGGACACAAGGCUAAUGUCAACUACGAAGAAGGUACUAGUUACGUGGCUCCAGUGGCAACCUAUACACCGGCCGCACCUUCUUACGAAACUCCAGCACCUACUUAUGAAACUCCUGCUCCAUCUUACGAGCCUGCCUACGUCGAGCCAGCCUACGAAAAAGUGAAGGUGAGCUACGAAUACGCUGUUGAUGACUAUUAUGGUAACAAGCAUUCCAAGAAAGAAACCAUCGAUGGAGAUACGGCAGUAGGAGAGUACAAAACUCUUCUUCCGGAUGGCAACACCCAGGUGGUCACUUACGAAUCGGGACCUUACGGUCAUCUGGCUAACGUGGCUUACGAGAAGGGCGAGACCUAUGCACCAUCUUACACUCCGGCACCACCCGCUCCAGUCUACACUACAGAGGCUCCAGUUUAUACUACAACUACACCAGCUUACACCACAGAGUAUACCACCACUACACCCGUUCCCACGACCGAGUACACUACAGCUACACCGGCUUACACUACCACUACACCAGUUUACACUACCACUACACCGGUUUACACUACUACUACACCCGUUUACACGACUGAGUACACCACAACUACACCUGCCUACACUACCACUACUCCGGUCUACACAACAACUACCCCCGUCUACACUACUACUACACCGGUCUACACUACAGAGUAUACCACAACCACACCUGCCUACACCACUACUACACCGGUUUACACUACAGAGUAUACUACCACUACACCAGCUACUACUACACCGGUUUACACUACUCCGGCUCCCGUUUAUACUACAACUCCGGCUCCAUACAGCCCACCUGCUUACAGCCCACCAGCGUACAGUCCACCAGCUUACACACCACCAGCUUACACUCCUCCGGCCUACACUCCUCCGGCCUAUACUCCUCCGGCUUACACUCCUCCUGCCUACACUCCUCCUGCUUACACUCCUCCGGCCUAUACUCCUCCGGCUUACACUCCUCCGGCCUACACUCCUCCGGCUUACACUCCUCCGGCCUACACUCCACCGGCCUACAGCACACCGGCUCCUUACAAGGCACCACUUAUUGCACCAUACGUACACACGAAAACGUCGGUUCACUACGUAAAAGUACCUUACGUCGCUCCAGCUCCGGCUCCUUAUUACGCACCAGCUCCUACCUACGAAACUACCACCACUUAUGCUCCUUCUACCUAUGCCCCUUCUACCUACGCUCCUACCACUUAUGCACCCACCUAUGCCCCUACCACUUAUGCUCCUACUACCUAUGCACCUACCACUUACGCGCCUACCUAUGCCCCAGCUCCUGCUCCUUCAUAUCCUGCAUAUCCCCCAUACGCCAUUUCGUCUUACCCUGCUCCCGUUCCUCAGUACCCUGCUCCGGCUGCUCCGGCUGCUCCAGCUCCAUCCUAUUACGUUGCUCCAGCUAAAAUGCCAUCCUACGCUGCUCCUAGCUACUCUGCGCCGACACCCAUGAUGUCCGGCUACGGUAGACGAUAGGCCCAACUCCGGUCGUUUGUCGUUCGGUCAUCAGAAUCCUGCCUUAACAUUUAAACUUUUCAAUUUCAAAUGUUUACACAUUUAAUGACGCCAUGACUUUUCAAAAUGUUUUCUUUCAUCUUUAUUUUUUAGUUUUUUUCUUAUAGUCUUUA
This is a messenger RNA of Daphnia pulicaria, 2045 nucleotides long. RefSeq names its product proline-rich extensin-like protein EPR1. The record is from RefSeq and is a predicted model, not a curated record. The coding region runs from base 94 to 1893 and encodes 599 amino acids. Lineage: Eukaryota; Metazoa; Arthropoda; Branchiopoda; Diplostraca; Daphniidae. The transcript is spliced from 5 exons.